CAUUCUCUUCUCUCCGUUCCUAUAUCUUGGUGUACAAUAUAACCGGUGCCUACGUAUCUCCGUUCUAUACAUUCUUUCUCUCUCUUUCUCUCUCCCUCUCUUUCGCACUUCUACUACAUCCGGUGGUAACAUAUGGCUGGACAUUUUUAUCUCUCCACCUCUUCCUUCCACCUCAGCUCUAUUUCUACGUAUCAACGCUGUGCUUGGGGAUGCGCGCACCCUCCCACGAGAGAGACCUUAUCGGUCAGACCUAUUUCCCGCGACGACAGUGCUCCGUUUCAGUCUCGUGAAACAAGACCGAUCUUGUCUACCCUUUUGUGGCAUAAAAUAGUGAUAUUGGAAUACGAAUUUAUUCUCUGUGACAGCUAGCGGUUACUGGAUCGAAACGCCCAUUUCGUCCACCUCCGAUCGUCCGCCCUUGUACACUCCCUUCGCGUGUCUUCCCUCUAUCUAUCAGUUUGCCUUGCGACGGUGGUGGCAGAGUCUCUUCAAUCCUCGUGCCAGUCUGGUUGCCUAUUUCGAGCGCUGUUCAUGGUGGUGAACACCCCCGUGGUUCACGUACUCCCCCGGGUGCCUCAUGUUCUCUGCGCCGACAAAGUAUAGAGGAAAAGAGAGAGAAAUCACAAGAUAGACAAGAGAUAGAUAGGUAGAGAGCCGCGCGUGUCCGCCUGGAACAUCCAUCCCAUGCGUCAAGCGCACGGAGCGAGAAGCGUCGGGCGUCGUGGCCGCGGCGUCGCGACGACGGCGACGACGACGACGACGACGCUCGGUCGCGCGCACGAGCUCUCGACUCUGCGUGAUUGGUGGCAGUGAGAGGCAGCGCGUCGCGUCGCGUCGCGCCGCUCCACGAAGCGUCGUGCGAGCGACAUGCGCUACGGCUGGCGGCGGCCUUGUCAAGUGUCGACUGUGACCAGGAAGACGGGGACGAGGCCGAGGCCGAGGCCGAGGACGAGAACGAGAACGUCAACGACGACGAGGACCAGGACAACGAAAACGGGAAUAACGCCGGUAACGAGGAAACCGAGAACAAAAGCGACGACGUUGAGGUGCUGGUGGUGAGAGACGUCACGAAGUGUACGGGACGCAUAACGAGGAAAACGCGGGCGACUGGCAUGAACGACGACGUCGUGGACGACGUUGCCGAGGAGGACUCUCACGGCGAUGCUCGUGAAGGAAGCGCUACGGGCAUCACGACGACGACGAAGACGACGACGAAGAUCGCGUUCCUCGUGCAUACCCCGACCGUCGUACUGCCGGCCCGACUGAUGACACCCGGCCGCAGCAAUUCCGCAGCGGUCUCGGCGAACAAGAUCGCGCCUCCGCAAUCCACGUGCACAUAGGCUGGUAAUUGGCGUUAAGAAAUUUGCGUCGUAGAAAGCGCGAUCUCCUCAAAGUGAUUACAAGUGACGAGCCACCCGUGGCGUUUCUCGUCGAACCUCGAGGAAGAUUUCUCUAAAAUUCCCUACUUCUCUGAGAGGAUCAAUCGGCCCAUCGAAUCGCUUUCCUCGGAAAGACUCUCUUUCUUUCCUCGAGGAUCUUCCCCUGAAGAAAAGGUCUCUUCCUAAAAGACACAAGAAUUACAAGGACCGAGACCUUCCUUCGCAAGAGAAAGCUCCUGUCAUCGAGCGUGUCUUUCCUCCGGAGAAAUUCUACGCAGAGAAGAAUCCUGACGUUAAUCGUUCCGGUUGCUGGAACACCGAAGACCGCCAUUGCGGUGAACGACGACAGGUGCGCGUGACACGAGGGGGACAACCAUGAACGUUAGCACGAACGAUCUUCCGGUGCGGCGAUGCAGCACGACGUGGCUCGCGUGACUCGCGCCGGUCACGAGUAAAGAGGAUCGGUCUCCACCUCUAGCCACCACCCUCCUCGCGUAAUACCGCGGCGGCGGCGGCGGCGACGGCGGCGGCAGCGACGGCCACCACCACCAACGGUGCAACGCGCUGGCCCGUCUCUUCUAUUCAACCCCCCGCGUCCGCGGAAUACAAUCCUUACGACGAGGACACGCACACCAGGGUGGCACGAUAGUAUGACGGUGAUGCUGCUGCAACGUUCAGUCACCCCGCAGUCGACGCACAGCCAAAAGACAGCGACGAAGGACUGCAGCGCGAAGCCGCCCUUUCUCUUUCUGCUGGACGACCGUGAGGAGCAUCGGCACUCGACCGAUACCAACACUACGACUACCACAAACAAUAACAAUAACAACAAUAAUAACAACAAUAACAAUAAUAAUAAUAAUAAUAACAACAAUAACGUCAACAACAACAACGUCUUCAAAAGAAGCGACCGGAGGAGUAACAGCCGCGAUCACGUCGCCGACGAGGCGCCGUCGUCGGUGACGUCCCAACGACUCGCCGACGGUGGUGAGGACGUCGCGAUGCGAUAUUACCGCCUCUGGAUCUACGCCUGUAACCUGGUGCUGUUCGGUAGCGCGAUCGGCUUUGCCGCCGCGGUAUCGCAGACUCUCCUGUUCACCGGCGACCCACGUCGGCACGUGGUGCCGGGUAUACCUCGUGUCUACGACCCCACCGCGCUCUACGGCUAUCUGGCACUGACGGCGCAGUUGGGCCUGGUGCAAUUACUCGGUUGUAUCGCCGCCAGACGACUCAGCGCCCGGUUGCUCCACGUCUAUUGGAUAUUAUUGCUGAUACUGCUGUUCGGCGACGCCGUCGUCGGCGUCGCCUGGAUCUUCCGUUUCGAGAAAAUGCGCGCCGACCUCAGACCCACGCUCAAACUACGCUUGCAGGUGGACUAUGAUAAGGAGAUGCGAUUCAGCGAACAGUGGGACCGACUUCAGCGGGAGUUCACGUGCUGCGGGGUGACCGGACCCAAGGAUUUCAAUCACCGUGACAACUUGCCAAUGACCUGCUGCGAGCCCAGUGUUAACAUCAGCGAACCCUGUCAGAACCCGCACAUGCGCGGCUGCGAGGAGACGCUUGUACGUUGGCUCAGGAAGACGGCGGAUCUACUGUUUGUCCUGGGCUUCUGCGUCAUCGCCUUCGCCAAGCUCUGCUUCCUCGGCAUCCUACGCUACGAGAUACGGGAAAUGAUACAGAAGAUACGAAUGCUGAGGGAACCGCCGCCGCCGGCCACGCCGUUUGCGCAACCGCCCUUUUCCCAAGUGCUGCCGGAAACAGCCAAUAACGGCAGCAUAGUGAGACGCACAACGUUACCUAACACUGUUAUGCCUUCCGGCAACGCGUCGAUGUUGCUACAGUCGGACGAAUGCAACACCGGCCGUCAUCCUCUGUUGGCGAACAAUCUGCAGGACGGUGGUGCUGACAGCGAUACAAAUAGUCACUGCGCGUUAAUACUCGAGGAGACGACACCUACCUCGACGAACAACCACAAUUGCGCGGCCGGCGGCGGUCGUGAGAAAAGCAACGGUAACAACAACUACGAGAUGCGUGAGUUUAAUCGCAGGCUGUUGCUGUCGAACGGUACCAGUCCGGGCACAGGCGUGACCGUAACGAGCGGUCAGAGUAGGCGCACCUGACUAUGGAGAUGGUGGCGAAACACCCAGAAUCGUUUCCUGUACAGGAGCAAUCGGCGGCGCGCCGAUAUACCGCUAUAUAAGUAAAAGUACGACAAACUCUUUGUCAUACGUUUCAAUUUCUUUUUUAAGAAAAUAACACAUACAUCUAGCGAGCUACUGGCUGGCGCGAGUCCAACGGACGGUGUGAUAUACCUAAGGAAACGUCGCCGCCGCCGCCGUCACCAUCGAUGUCGUCGUAUCGACGAAAUCGGUGAAAGUGAAGAAGGUUGACAAUUGCUGCGUAGCUCGUCUUCUAUAGUCAUCCCUACUUCUCACAUUCGAGGUCUUAUUGCCGAUAAUGCGCACAAACGUAACACCGAGGGAAGACUGCGGCGACGGAUGACGUUGACGGCACAUGAGAGACCAAGCAUUCAUGAAUCGAUAUCACGGUGGGACUUUACAAUUAUUAAUGAAAGAACCAAAUCAAAACAUAUAUAAUAGUGCGAGAGAGAUAGAGAUAGAAAGAGAGAGAGAAAGAGCUAUCUCCAUUUUUGUAAGGCAAAAUUCACAAAGGAGCAUUUAAAUUCGCCAAGAUCACGACGCAAGAGUGAAACUCCCUGGAUCAUCUUGCGCGAUCUGGGGGUGAAAAAAAAGGAGAGCGCAAUCCGAGGCUGGAACGUCGUUGCCCUAUGAUUCCUUAAACGAGCGACAAGCAACUCACCCCGCGUGAAAGACAGUUCGAAGAAACCAUUCUAUUUACGGCCCGUACUCUCGUAGUCGUAUGCUAAUUUCGUCAUCGUCGACGUCGAACUAUAGAGGGUAGGUGCACGCUAAUUUUAAAUGGCCGUUAGAAACAACUUUCUUUAGUCUCCUGACUUUUACGGAAUAAAUCUGCCGCUUUUCCACGCGAGCUUUCGCUGUAUUUGUGCGCGUGCGUCCCUAGCCGCGGUGGCUACAUCGUCGGGUUAUUCAUUAACUUCCCCGGGCUCUCCUCGCAAGUAUACACCUUGCAUAUACCUUACAUGCCUUACUGUCCUCGCAUAAUCGGUAUGCAUAACUACUUUUGCAGAUUUUAUUUUUAGUCGUGAAACUUUCUUACGUUACCCAUAUCCGAAUAAAGCCGUCAUCGAUCGUGUCAUCAGUGUACCCGGGAUAUCGUACACCGUGCUGUUUCUCAUUCGAAGAUAAACUCCACGCCGGUAGUAUGUCACAGUCGAAUGUAACUAUCGUCGCCUAUAAAUGACACACGAAGCUCUUGUUCCCGUUAAAUCUCCGCGUAGAAUUGUUUCUGGACCGACAAUUCUGUUGAGUUAAUUAAAGACUCUUGAGUUAGUAAUCAGAUAUACUUCGUGGAUCGUGUUUCUGUCUGGCAAAACAUUAUCUUGACGGUGUAUCUCCUUUCUAUGUUAUAUGUCGCAAAGAUAUUUCAAAAAUCCCGUAAAUAUUCAUUUUAUCUUUUGAAUCCACAUCAUGGAUAUUAUUAUAUCAGUAUUAAAACAACAAGAAGCAGCAAAUUUAGUUGACCGACCAAGUUCAGUUAAUUGAUCUUUUCUAUCACAACUAUUUGAAGAAUAGAAGUUAUGAUUCAAAACUUGUUAACAACUUCUACGACUUUUGUUCGACUUGAGGAAAUUAUAUCUUUGCGACUUCACGUUUGACUCUCUUAAUAAUGCAAACUUGUAUUUGUUCAGACCAGUGAACUAUGCUUCACAGUGCUGUCUAAUCAGCUAUUGUAUCUCGCGACUACAUUCAUUAAGUUCUGUAAUGAUUCUUAAGAGAUAAUUACGAUAGUUACGGGAGAAUAUUGUGAGAUACUACUGCCAAAUUGAUGAUUCUCCUACUCUUCUCUGACAAGAUGAAUGUACGUUUAGACAAACUAUUCUUGAGCGACAAGAAAUUGCUUAGUUUCCUCCUUAAUAAUAUAACAACGAAAGAACGAGGAAAUGAGAGGGACAGAGAGAUUUCCGAUAUAGGCGGUGAUUAAAUAAUUUGUAGUCACUGUUACAUAAACAUCUAAAAGAUACGCGUCACGCAAGUAGCUUGUAUCGAUACGUUGUAAUUACACCAUCAUUAUUGAAGAUAAGUAUGGACCGGAGAGAUUUCAUUCAAUGUUUCAAACUAUUUUCUCUUUUUCUUUUCGCACGCCUCAUAUGCCUCUCCGAUGUCCCAAUAAUUGAGAUCCGUCUUAUAAGCGACAAAGACGUAGCGUAACACUCGAAAUAAUUGGCUUCCUAGCUAGGAUUAAAGGAAUCUUAGGGUUAUACAUUUAAUGAGGAUGCAAUGAUAACGGAUACAAAUACUAUAGUAGGCUGUAUAUACCGGCAUAGAUAAUAAGUGUCGAUCGUCUGCUUAAGGAGAAACCGAAAUAUUAUCUGUUAAUUGUUCGAACGCACGUCUCCGCCGAUGUCAUAAAAUGGGACGCUUUACGUUAAUCCUAUCUGUCGCAGUUGAAUUUACGUGUUUCGAAAUCUGGCGUUUUACAUGUCCAAGUAUAAUUACGCUAGUCUGGAAAACAGGGUAAUUAUUAAUCUCAAACGGUUGCCUGAUCAUCUUUGGGCCACUAUUAGCGAAGUAGAACAUUUGUGCGUGUCGCCAAGUAAGAUAAUUGACUCCUUUCAUUUUCUCCAGGUAAGAAGAGAUUUUUUUGCCGAUCACGUGCAAGUUCAAUCAUUCUUUCUUAAUCAGACCAUCGAAUUAUUGUUGAAUGUAAUAAUAAUGUGAAAGCUUACACCUCGCAGACACACAGCCUCUGCCACUAAAUGUAUAUAAAGAUGUUAUAUACAGAAGAUAGAGAGAUAUUAAUCGUUUUUUAAUUAAUUAGGCGAAAGAAAAUACAUUCGGAAAGAAAGAAAAAAAAACCAAUACGAAACUUAUAUAUCAACUUCGGAGAAACGAGAUACUUGAAUUCACUUCGGUUGUUGUAUCAAUGUACCAUCUAUUAGAAAAAAACAGAGCGAAAGAUUUUAGGCAUUUAUAUUUUAUUCGGUCGAUAUUUCCUAAUGUUAUAACGUACAACCACACUGCAAGAAAAAUUUCAAAGUUCAAACGAGCAUAGCGAUUUAUAAUGGAGAUUGGUAUUUAAAUGUAAUAUAUACAAAUUGAAGUGGAAGACGUGCGGGGAGCUUUGAAUAGUGCCUGCUUAAAAUCCGAUUUAUUAUAUAUCUCAAACAAUUAGGUAUGGUUGAACAAUUAGUCGUUUGCGACAUUGCACGUUGGAUCUGAAUUCGACAGAUUGAUCAACAGGAAACAGUCUACAAAAAUGCGAUCCAUUUUUUAUUAAGAUAAAAAAGAAGUAGAUAAGAAUUUAUAUAGCCUGCAUCUUUUCUAAUAUUAAACAAUGUCGCUGUACAGAUUUACCUAAAUGAAUAUUCUAUUUCAUUGAAUGUUACUGAAAAUCUAACGAUAAUCAAGAUAUGUUCGCACAAAUAAUAUAAAGACCGAUUUCCUAUUAAAUCGCACGGCUUCUUGAUCAAUCGAUCCGUUUCUGCCAGAUGUGCGAUGUCGCAAAUGAGAUAUUUCAUAGAGUGAUCGUAGCGCGAUAUCGAAAGAAAAGUAUGCACACACUUAAAAGCUUUGACUACCUUAAUAUUGUAUAAAGACGACACACACGCGAUGAAGAAAAAAAAAGAGUGUAUCCAAGACUGUUAGUGAAGAAGAGCGAACACGAAAUAAUUAACGUAGUUACAAGCUACAAUCGAGCUCAAUAGCGCGUUUAUGUUA
Molecule: messenger RNA, 7195 nt
Organism: Acromyrmex echinatior (Panamanian leafcutter ant)
Lineage: Eukaryota; Metazoa; Arthropoda; Insecta; Hymenoptera; Formicidae
Product: CD63 antigen
Cellular component (GO): plasma membrane
Source: RefSeq, a predicted model, not a curated record